Molecule: messenger RNA, 2253 nt
Organism: Chanos chanos (milkfish)
Lineage: Eukaryota; Metazoa; Chordata; Actinopteri; Gonorynchiformes; Chanidae
Gene: sys1
Product: SYS1 golgi trafficking protein
Exons: 4
Coding region: 243-719 (158 amino acids)
Biological process (GO): Golgi to plasma membrane protein transport; Golgi to endosome transport; protein localization to Golgi apparatus
Cellular component (GO): trans-Golgi network; Golgi membrane
Source: RefSeq, a predicted model, not a curated record
GCUUGUUUUACUUGUUGUCGAAAUUAUCAGCCGUUUGGAUCGACUUUAACAACGCUCUGGGUUAACGGGAAUCACUUGUCAUCAGUUUGGGUCUCCUGCACAACAAAUCGGAUAUACUGAGCGUCCAGGCUAAUCUACUUUCCAAGACCAAAGGUGAAGUGAUUUUGAUUCGACUUUGCUCGGAGCACUGACUGUGGCUCAGUGGACUUGGGGACUUGUGUGUCCCCAUCUGCGGUGUGACAAUGGCCAGUCAUUUCCGGAGUUACAUCUGGGACCCCGUCCUCAUCAUAUCUCAGAUUGUGCUGAUGCAGUGCAUCUAUUACAGCUUCCUGGGGCUAUGGUUGGUCGGUGUGGACAGUUUAGUGCAAGUGAGGCCCAACAGAUCACUUGACCAGAUCUUCAGCUAUGAGGUUCUCGGCUUCUCAACAGUACAAGGCCGCUUGUCAAUGAUGGCAUUCAUUUUAAACUCCCUUACAUGUGCUCUGGGCCUGUGGUUCUUCAUCCGCAGAGGGAAACAAUGUCUGGACUUCACUGUCACGGUUCAUUUCUUCCACAUGAUUGGCUGUUGGAUCUAUAACUCCCACCUGCCCGCUGCCCUGGCCUGGUGGCUGGUGAAUAUGGCCUGCAUAGCCCUCAUGGCAGUCAUCGGAGAAUACCUGUGCAUGCGGACAGAGCUCAGAGCCAUCCCCGUCAACAGUGGACCCAAAUCCAACCUGUAAGGACGUAGGACUGACAGUGCCCCUGCUGUUUCCUCUGAGAAACCCCAGCACAUGCUUUUUGCACAGAGGAUGGCUGCUGAUGAAGCUGUGCCCUGUGUGUGGACACAGUGCUUAGGCCAUCUCUCCAUCUCAGAUUGGAUUUAGCGAUUUUCAUAUCGGACUGGAAACACACAGCCCUUGCGCGUGCGCGUUGUUGUUGUUGUUGUUGUUGUUGUUGUAUUUAUUUUGAAUUCCAGAGCAUAUUUCCGCCCCCUUGGAACUCUAAAACGCUCAAACUGACACUGGGCUCCGUUUUGAAAGAGUUGGUAUUGAGUUAUGAGGCCUUAGACUGGGGUGGUCUCUCAGGACCUGCCCCUGGACCCACCUGUUCAGCAAAAGCUUUUUAUUAUAUUAGUUUGACUGAUGCAAAUGCGCUAGAUCUACAGACUUGGUGCCGUACCCAGGUGGUCACUGCUUACCUGCCUCUUCAUCAUAUUCUGUAGUCACAGGCUUUUCUGUAUGAAUGGACAGAUAUUUUACUGUCUUAAUGAUUCAUUUGGAAAAACAUUUGUGAUACUAGAAAUGAUUCCAUUCCAACAGUAAAAGGCAUUAAACAUUGUAAUUAAGCAGUGUAAUUCCUCAUUUUAAAGAAGACUUCUCAGUUUAUUUUAAAGAUGAGACCCUCGGCAACCUUGAAAGUUGUCGUCGAUAUUGUCAGAUUUAUAGCACAUACAAUAAGCCACUCAUCCCCCGGAAACUACUUUCCAAAACAAUUCAGCAACAGAAUUGCAGUCGCACUCAAAGGAAGCCCAAAAAAAUCUCUAAAAGCAGUUGGUACAGUCGGUCACCAUGUUGCUUUUUGCUUCAGAUGACCUCUGAACGCAACUGGCUUUACCAUCUCCUCUGAGCUGUCAGAAUGUGAAAUAGACCAUUUGUCGUUCAUACUCGUUGUUUCAGUAUUAUGUUGGACUUCUGUUCUGUAGGUGUGGUUUGGCAAAGCCAAGAUGUGAGACAUUCCACCUUCUCAGACAGCAUCUGUGUGUGUGUGUGUGUGUGUGUGUGUGUGUGGUGUGAUUUUUAAAUAAAAGAGAGAUCGCUGUAUUGGCUGCUGUGCACAUGCUCUCUGCUCCUGCUUUUGAGUUGACUUUCUCUUAACACCCAUCUUUAGUGACUGCUUUAAAGUAACCAAAUCAAGUCUCACCAUUUCAAACCAAAAAAAAAAAAAAAAAGAAAAGAAACCCCUUCAACUAGAUUAUUUCAAAUUGUUUGGUGUUAAGAUAUAUUUGGUUACAGUAGAUUUUUACGUUGAAAAGCUCUGACACCUUAGAAAAGGAUCUUAAGAUUGCUGAUGAGGGCAACAGUUAGGUUAAACUGUGCCUGUCGCUCUGUCUGCCUGGGGGGAAGCUCUGAAACACUAAAUAAUUAAUGCUUUACUAAAUGACAGCAACUUUUACAGUUACAGACUGAGCUCUUUUAAACACGCAGCUCGGGGCCUUGAAAACCCAGAGUUCUCCCAAAGAAAGGCUCUUUGCGUUUAUGUCUGACAGUCGAUUGU